Messenger RNA from Paramormyrops kingsleyae, 1536 nucleotides. It is a transcript of the gene neil1, whose product is annotated as nei-like DNA glycosylase 1. Gene Ontology annotation, cellular component: nucleus. Lineage: Eukaryota; Metazoa; Chordata; Actinopteri; Osteoglossiformes; Mormyridae. Gene Ontology annotation, biological process: base-excision repair. The record is from RefSeq and is a predicted model, not a curated record. Gene Ontology annotation, molecular function: zinc ion binding; nucleic acid binding; DNA N-glycosylase activity.
AAUACACGAAGGAACAGAAAACUACAACUACCGAAGUGCCUACACGCCAGUUAUUUACACUGGCCGACCGAAAGUCUAUAUUCAGUGCAGGAAACUCGGGCUCUUGCCGCUGCCGUUCGCUGUGAGACGAUGCCGGAAGGCCCGGAGCUGCACUUGGCCAGCCUGUUUGUGAACAAGGUCUGCACCGGCCUUGUGUUCACUGGGGCCGUGCAGAAGUCUGCUAUCAGCAAAUGUCCCGAAGUGCCCUUUACAUCUGAUGCAUACAGCAUCACUGCCAUCUCCCGUGGGAAGGAGGUCCGACUGACCCUCAACCCCAUCCGGGCUGGGAAGGUUAAUCGUGCUGUGGCUCAGUCCAUGGAUGUGGUCUUCCGUUUCGGAAUGUCAGGUUACUUCUCCUUCAAUAAGGUGGAGGAGCUACCCAAACACGCCCAUCUGCGCUUCUACACCAAAGAGAAAAUCCCCAAGGUGCUGAGUUUCGUGGACCCCCGCCGGUUUGGCAGCUGGCAGCCCAAUGGAACCUGGCAGGCAGAGAGGGGGCCUUGUGUGAUGCUCGAGUAUCAGCAGUUUCGGCUCAACGUUCUAUCACACCUGUCAGACCGUUCAUUUGAGAAGCCUAUCUGUGAGGCUUUGCUCAACCAGAAGUACUUCAAUGGUAUAGGGAAUUAUCUACGAGCAGAAAUCCUUCACAGACUAAGCAUCCCACCGUUUGUCAAAGCGAGGAAUGUACUUGAGAGACUUCAGACAAAGGAAGCGUCCGGGGAUGAAUGGAAGCUCAGUGAAGAUGAGGCGCCCAACGAGAAGUUGAGGACGGAAACAGCUGACCUUCUGAGCUUGUGUCACACAGUCCCGAUGGAAGUGGUGAACUUAGGUGAGAAGGGAUACGAACCAGCCAAGAAAGAUUACUCUGUCCUUAUGGCAUGGAUGCAGUGCUACUCAGUAGAAGGCAUGAUGUCACUGAGAGACCACAAUGGCAGAACGAUCUGGUUCAAGGGUGAUGCUGGUCCCAUGGCACCUAAAGGACGCAAGUUGGCAAGAACCAAAAAGAGAAAACUGAAAGACGAUGAUGACGACAAUGGGGUUGCUAAAGACAAGCCUUCAAAAAAACUCCCUAAAGGAAGGAAGGGAAAACCGGGAAAUGGGUGUAAAAAGGCCGAGGUUAAGCAGGAAAUCCGGCAAUGGCGACGUGCGGCGAGCCAACCAGGAGUGAGCCGGCAGAGCAGCCGGCGGAUUGUGCGGCUAAAGCGGAACAGCGGCUCAGCGGGACCAGCCGUUUGUAGUGUGACAAAACAGGACAAACACCAAGGGGGGUGAAUACUUUUGCAAGUAGGAGGGCAGAAAAAAAAGGUGGAGUGACCAGCAGAAAAGUCCGGAAGAGCAGCUAACAGUACAGACAGCAGCAGUUUCAGGUUGAUUAAAAGAAAAAAAGCACUUAGAAUCCAGCUUUGUACUUGGACAUUGACUGUAUUAUUUUUGUCAAUGUUUGGUAUUUUAACAAAUACGUUAUUGAUUCAUUAAAAGCAAUACAUUACUAAUGCA